This is a messenger RNA of Formica exsecta, 2399 nucleotides long. RefSeq names its product broad-complex core protein isoforms 1/2/3/4/5-like. Gene Ontology annotation, cellular component: nucleus. Gene Ontology annotation, molecular function: DNA binding; protein binding. Lineage: Eukaryota; Metazoa; Arthropoda; Insecta; Hymenoptera; Formicidae. The coding region runs from base 213 to 1322 and encodes 369 amino acids. The transcript has 4 exons. The record is from RefSeq and is a predicted model, not a curated record. Gene Ontology annotation, biological process: regulation of transcription by RNA polymerase II.
AGCCCUAAUCCCGCGAUAAUUUCUCUCGUUUGUCGAUAUAUGUAAGAACGAGUAUUUUGGGAUUUUAGACGAAAUAUUUUACCCUCGGUUUGAUCUUUUUUUCUCGAGUCGAUCGGGGUAUCGGUAACCGCGAGACCCCCCCUUUGUCUUUGUUCCGAUGACGUACCCCGUUCCGCGCACGCAGGCGAUUUGUCUAUCAUUGAACGGAAAUCAUGGAAUCUGGGAGUAACUUGCCCAAUGCGGGCAAUUAUCCUGGAGGCGAUCGUCAGCAGUUCUGCGUCUCAUGGAAUUCCCACCAAUCCAACAUGCACAGUGCGUUUCCAAAGUUGCUGAGCUCAGAGCAGUUUGUGGAUGUGACUUUGGCUUGCGACGGAGGCUCGAUAAAAUGUCACAAAGUCGUGUUGUCCGCCUGUAGCGACUAUUUGGAGCGCCUACUGUUAGAGAUACCGUGUACUCAUCCUGUUAUCUUUUUGAGGGACAUGAAGAUGUGGGAACUUCAAGCUCUGGUCGAAUUUAUGUAUCGUGGGGAGGUGUACGUCGAGCAACAACAACUCGCUACAUUGAUGCAAGCAGCAGAAGUUUUACAGGUUCGUGGCUUAUCUACUCAGGGAUGCGAUAACUCGUCGAAUGAGAGCAAUACACAAUCGUGUGAUUCUAACGCACCUGUCACUCCGUCGACGCCUACUCACGGUGACAGUACUAAUUAUAAAGCCGAUAAUACUUCAUCCAAUGACGGAAGUACCUCCGACUUCCUUUCAUGUUCGACAAUGCCCGCAACUAGCACAGGGAACAAUUCGUCCACCAUCACCCCUGUCUCACACAAUCCCAAUACAACUAACUUUGUAAACAUGGAACAUAGCGAAGCGUUACAACAUCUAGAGAAGGCUUUAAGUGCUUGUGAGGCGACUCUCACUGAAACUCAGGGUAUGGUGAAGAUGGAGCCGGACGAGCAGUUCACUCAGCAGCAAGAUGUCAAACCAUAUUCCAUUAGUAUGGUACCCAGUAGUAAUUGUAAUCCUAGCAGUCCAUUUCCUCCAAUCGAAGGUUAUCAAAGACGACAAAGGCGUUCAGAAGAAGAACUCAAACUAGCUUCGGAUAUGGUGUCACGUGGCAUGACAUUUCAAGUAGCCUCGGAAAAGUACAAGAUACCGAUCAGCACAAUUCGAUUCUACAUGGUCAGAAAGGGCAUCCUGCAGAGGCGAAAACGCGGUCGUGGCUCCAGCAACCUCGGCAUGAACAGUCAACCGGGUAGUCCGGCCAGUCCACCGUAUCAUAUGAUGAGUUACCGUUUGCCGGAGAGCCUAAAUUCCAGCCUACCGUAGUGCUGUAUAAAGAAGUAGUGAGUUUUUAGACUUCAGUUUUGAAUCGAACAAAUUUUUUAUCGCCGCAUCCAUAGAGCUGUUCCAGACCGCGUCUUAUCGAUAUACUUUUAACUCCCUUGCACUGAGAGUUUAUUUAUAUUUUAUAUUACUAUUAUUUUUUUUUUCUCCUUUUAAUUUGCACUUCAUUAUUCAUUCGCAGCGCAGCGAUACGUUUGCGUUGUUUGAUUUACAAGACUUUUAUAUUUAUGGCAUAUAAAUGUUUUUCCGCAUUUUUAUGCUAUCGUCGACCGCGUGCGUAUGAUAGAGAUAUAAUUUGUGUCUCGAACAGCUCCGCUCCAUGUAUAUAAAAAAAAUACCAUAUGUAAAAGUUCGGACACAGCAUUAAGUUAAAUAUCUCGCACGCCUUAUAUCACGUUUAUGUUGAAUUCAGUGUCCUUAGGAAGACUGCCUAAAAUCUAAAUUUUUUCUUUUUUUCUUUUUUUUUGUGGGUAUAAAGAUACGUGUUAUUAUAUUGUGGAAUAUGCUAUAUUCCAUUUAUUGACGCAUAUAACGGUCACAUCAAGGGGGGGGCACAUUACAGAAUAAAAUAUAGCACAUUGCGGGAGAACUUUGGCAAAAUAUUAUGAAUUAAUACUGAUAAAUAAUAAUAAUAAUGUGAUUCCAUACUUAUAAGUAUUUGCGUUUUAGGCAAAUGACAGUAAAAAUCAAAAGAUAUUAGAUUGUUGCAUUUAACUAAUUACGUUUUCAGAUCUUAUUAUUUCGAAACUUUUUUUAUACGCAGGAUUCGUAUACAUAAGCGCCCUUAAUAUAUAAUGAUAAGACAGGGAAAUGUUCUAUGGAAUAUAGAUAUACUGAUACAAAUGACAAUUUCUUUAUGCUGUGGACGAACGUUGCGCGUAUGGUUGAUUCUCAGCCGUGUUCCGUUCUUCUACUUAGUGACCGUAUGUAGCUAGCCUGCAUAUGUGGAUAGUGUGAGAUAUGUUUUUGGAUCUUACAUCAAUGUCGCUCAUAGCGAGAAACAGAUUUACAAAGUACAGUUCGGAAAAGAAAAGAAAAGAAAAGAUAAAAAAAAAAAUA